Messenger RNA from Clunio marinus, 3038 nucleotides. Lineage: Eukaryota; Metazoa; Arthropoda; Insecta; Diptera; Chironomidae. The record is from the annotation of a GenBank genome assembly.
AGUCAUAAUCAGAAAUUCGUAUUAGAAGCACUUUCAAAAGGAGCCAAAGUGAAAUUAUAAAUCCCUGAAAGAAAUUGCUGGAAGAAAAAAAGAAAUUUUUAAAAGAAGUGAAAAAUAUGAGAGAAAAAGAACUGAAAUAACGGGAUUCAACAAGUUAUUUAAAAAAGAACUUUCAAAAAAAAGUAAACAAAAAAUAUUGAGAAUUUUCUGGAAUCGUUGAAAAAAUUAUCAGCAAGUUAUCAUUGGAACAGUCUUUAAAAAUUUGAGGAAAAUGAAAAAUUUUCCAAUUCUUCUGCUUUUUGUUUUCUUCGUUACUGCCACCAAAUGCCUUGAAGAUUUCGGAACUGGAGUUGAAGGAAUUGACUCAUCGGAAGAAAGCAACCGUGAACCAUUAAACUUGGAUUAUGUCGAAGGCGAAUUUCCUGUAACAACAAACAGAAGACCUGUUGCUCCAAACCCAGUUCCAAGUGGUUUCGGUGACGAUCUUUUUAGUCAUCACUUUGAUGGAUUCUUUGGUGGCAAUAUUUUCAAUCCAUUCGAAAACUAUGGUGGCAUUGGAUUCGGUCCUUUCAAUAACUACAAGCCUUGGUUCAAAGGACCAAAUGUUUGCACAACUCAUGAAGAACAUGUAGAGGACGAUGUGAAACCAAAUGAUAAGAAUGUUUCUAGUGCCGAAGCCUCGUUUAUUCAUCAUUUCAGUCUCAAUGUCGAGACUUGUCAGGAGACCAGCAACAAGCAUAUUUGCAAACGUGUAACAGACCAAGGUGGGAAUAAAAAAACUGUUGCAAUAACUUCAAGCUGUUGUCAUGGCUUUAAGAGAGGUCGAAAUGGAUUUUGUGAGAAAUUUGAGCUUCUUUCGAUGGAUCAAAUUGGGAAUAAGUUAAAUGUUAAAGCUUUUGUGAAAGCAGCUGAGAAGAAUGAACUUAAGGAAAUGACAGAAGCUAAUGUGACUGUCUUUAUGCCACCUGAUGAUGUCUUCAUGGAAGUCGCUCAAGAAGUUUCUGACAAUAAUUUAGAAUCGAAAUCAGCUCAAAGAAAUCGUCGUGAACAUAACGAUAUUUCAAUGAAAGAUCUUUUAUUAAAUCACAUUGUCAAAAGUUUAGUGGACAUUGAAGACAUUGACAAUGAACAAAUCCUGCACUCUGAAUACGAUAAUUUGACAAUUAGAAUGAAUGUUUUCCCAAAAAUUCGCAAUAAUCGACGUGAUCAAGAUGAUGAUUUCCGGUACUUAUACACAGUAAAUUGUGUUCCAAUUAUCAAAGCAAACACAUUCGCUGAGAAUGGGAUUGUUCAUAAGAUUCAGAAAGUUCUCAUGCCGGUUGAACAAAACAUCAUGGAAAUUAUCAGGAAUCAUAUUCUGAAAAAUCAUGUAAUGGAUCUGACAUUCUGCUCUUCUGCGGUUAUAGAUGACGACGCUAAAGUGUCAGCUUACAACAUAUUGGGCGAAAAAAUGAUUUUCGAAAGAUCAAAUGACAUCGAAGAUGAAAAGACCACAAAUGAUGUUCGAUCAAAACAAACAGAAGCUUCAAUUAUGAUUAAUGAAAAAGCUAAAAUAAUGGAACAAGACAUAAUGGGAACAAAUGGUGUUGUGCAUAUUAUUGACACCGUCUUAGAGACACAAAGCGGCCUUCCAAUCUCAACAAUGUUAACUGCUCAUAACUUGACCAUUUUUAAAACACUUAUAGAUUACGGAAGUUUCAGUAAUGACUUUGACAACUUGAAUAACGCGACAUAUUUUGCACCAACCGAUGAAGCUUUUGAAACAUCAAUUAUUGGAAGAUAUUGGAUGAAGCAAUUAGAAGAAUCACCACAAAAACUUAAGAACAAUGAAAAAUUGAAAGCUUUCUUAGAUUAUCAUGUUGUACAACCAUUAACAAAAUCAUGUGAUUUAUCUCAAGAAAUGCUUCCAACACUUAAUGACGGUGAACCAUUACGUGUUAAUCUUUAUUCAACAAUGCCAAGCUUUUCAAAUAUCAUCAAUCGAGCAACUGUAAAUUGUGCUCGCUUAAUUCACUUCGAUCAAGAUUCUUGUGGCUCUGUAUUGCACGAGGUAGACAAGGUGUUGACACCUCCAACUGGAAACUUAUUCGAAAUGCUUGAAAAUAAUACCCAAUACAGUAGUUUCUUAGGGUUGGUGAAAAAAGCGAAUCUCAGUUCACUGCUGGAAGAAUCGUCUGAUGACGGCUUAACAUUGCUUGUGCCACGUGACGAUGUUUUCCAAGAGGUGGGCGACUGGAUGAAAGAUAAAACCGAAACCGAAUUAAAGGAAAUAAUAAAGAAUCAUAUUGUGCCUGAAGUAGUUUGUUGUGCAGGAAUUGUUCGUUCUGAAUGGCCAUUUACGCGAACAGUGGAAACUAUCAGUAAAAAUCGCUUAACAUUGAAUCGCGGUCGUCGUCCAAAAGUACAAAACGCUGGCAUUACCAAAUGUGACCAAAUUGGAACCAAUGGUAUCAUUCAUGAAAUCAAUGAUGUAAUCCAUAUUGCUCAACGUCAUGAAGCGCCUCCAAGCAACUUCUACAAUACAUUCUUUAAUCGACCUUUCUUUUUUUAAAUAAGAAAUUUGAAAUUCGAGAUGAUUAUUAUGACUUUCAGAAGUUACAUAGGUAGUUUCGAUAUGAGUUGAUAUAAUGUUCUCAAAUCUUUUCACAUAAAUUCAUUGGAAGGAAAAGGCGAAAUUUAAUUUAUUUUUUCAUAAAAUGAUAUCUAUAUCAAAUAACUUUCGAAAUUUCUGUGUAAUUAUCAAUUAGGAAAUAAUUGCGUCAGUUCUUUAAAAUGAUGAUUAAUUUGAUAUCUUCAUUCCAUUUAUUCAUAAAAAUUUUGAAAGUCUGUCUUACAUAUUUCGUUAACAAUUGUUUGUUUUUUGAUUGAUAUCAGACACAGCUGAUUUAGGUGAAAAAUAAAAAUUGCUAUUUGAAAAAGUUAAUUUAAAAUUUCUUCUGUUUCUUUGCGUAAUCGAUUUCAGCAACAGCUAAUGGAUUGUCAGCUUUUUGCUGAUAUUUAAGUUUUGUUUUACUGACACUUUGCUGAUGUUUUCGUUU